Messenger RNA from Medioppia subpectinata, 1095 nucleotides. NCBI's taxonomy places the organism in Eukaryota, Metazoa, Arthropoda, Arachnida, Sarcoptiformes, Oppiidae. The record is from the annotation of a GenBank genome assembly.
UAUUUGGCAAUUUUCCAUAACUUGCUUUUGCCGGUUGCUUAUGAAUUCAAUCCUCAGUUAGUGAUUGUUUCCGCCGGUUAUGACGCGGCCAUCGGUUGUCCUCAGGGGGAGAUGUGCUUAACUCCAGCGCUUUAUUCCCAUUUGUGUCACUCUCUGAUGUCUCUCGCGGGCGGAAAGCUAUGCGUCGUCUUAGAGGGCGGUUAUUGUAUUCCUUCAUUAGCCGAAAGCGCAGCACUCACUUUGCGGACACUUAUAGGCGAUCCCUGUCCUGCCAUUGAAGACUUGACUCCACCCAAAGAGUCAUUAGUGAAGUCUGUAUUGGAUGUGAUCUGUGUAUUGCGUCCGUAUUGGAAGUGUCUACAAAUGCAGGGCGUCUUCGAUAGGCAUUCUGAGAAUGAGUCGUUCAGAAGAGAACACUUCCCAAAGAUGAAGUCUGUAUUGGAUGUGAUCUGUGUAUUGCGUCCGUAUUGGAAGUGUCUACAAAUGCAGGGCGUCUUCGAUAGGCAUUCUGAGAAUGAGUCGUUCAGAAGAGAACACUUGCCUUUCGUUGAAUAUAAGGGCAAAAUGGCGUUAAUAGCGAAGCCAACUAAAUAUCCGACUCGUGAUUGUUAUCCCAUACAAAAUGCAGAGAAAACGUCUCAGCUUUUGAAUGAAAUCAAUCGUUUGAUAGCAAUAACUGAUUUGUCGCUUAAAUUUACAAAUAACAAGACAUGUAUUGCUUAUGACGAAGACAUGAAUAAACACAAGUGUUGGACAACACAUCCGGAACGGCCCUCAAGAACCAAAUAUAUAAUUGAAAAGUUAAAAUCAGAUAAAUUGUACGACAAAUGUCUGAAAUUGGAUACAAGAUAUGCCACCGAAGAUGAAUUAAGUUUAGUUCACAGCAAAGAAUACAUUGAAAUCAUAAAAUCAACUGAAAAAUUAUCGGAGAAGGAGUUGAGAAAGUUAUCGAAUACAUACGAUUCCGUGUAUUUGACUCGAGAGACAUACAGUGCGGCUAAACUGGCCGUCGGUAAUGUCCUUCAAGUGGUCGAUUCGGUUCUCACAGACCAAUGCCUCAAUGGCUUUGCAUGCGUUAGUAAACUGAAUAAUAAU